AUCUCUCUGUAUGCGCCUUUGGCUUUUCUGCCACCUGAAGCCCUGGAAACCUCACUUCGUCCCAGGAAAGGUGGUUCUGGCUUUGGCAGAAGGAGGCCAGGGCAGCCCUCCGGCCCUGCACUUUCCUGAGGCAGAGGUUCCACAGCCUAGGAAUGUGUCACCUGGACGGCAGCCUGUGCACCCUGAGACCGGGUCGCAGGGCCUCAGACUCCUAUCCAGAGGGGCUCAUCUCCGGGAGGAUGACCCAGCUGUCCCCGGCGCGGGAGCUGUUCCACGAGGUGACCCAGCAGGGGGCCCUGGCCCAGCCCCAGCCCCAGCCCUGGUGGAAGAUCCAGCUGUUCGUGUGGGAGCCGGUGCUGUUCGGGACCUGGGAUGGUGUGUUCACAUCCUGCAUGAUCAACAUUUUUGGGGUUGUCCUCUUCUUAAGAACCGGCUGGCUGGUGGGAAACACAGGCGUGCUCAUGGGCAUGCUUCUGGUGUCUUCUGUGGUCACCGUGGCCCUGGUCACCGUGCUGUCUGGCAUCGGCAUCGGGGAGCACAGCGGUAUGGGCAGCGGCGGCGUCUACUCCAUGAUCGCCUCCGUCCUUGGCGGGCAGAUGGGAGGCACCAUCGGGCUGCUGUAUGUGUUUGGACAGUGUGUUGCAGGCGCCAUGUACAUCACCGGCUUUGCAGAAUCCAUCUCUGAUUUGCUGGGCCUCAGGGACAUCUGGACUGUGCGAGGAAUCUCAGUUGCGGUGCUCGCGGCCUUGCUGGGCAUUAAUCUGGCAGGUGUCAAAUGGAUAAUUCGCCUCCAGCUGCUGCUGCUGUUUCUCCUGGCUGUGUCCACACUAGACUUUGUGGUGGGUUCGUUCAGCCACCUGGACCCAGAGCAUGGCUUUAUUGGGUAUUCACCAGAACUACUGUGGAACAACACAUUCCCAGACUACAGCCCCGGGGAGUCUUUCUUCACUGUGUUUGGGGUGUUCUUCCCAGCAGCAACAGGAGUCAUGGCAGGCUUCAACAUGGGAGGCGACCUCCGGGAGCCCUCGGACAGCAUCCCCCUGGGCUCCCUGGCAGCAGUGGGCAUCUCGUGGUUCCUGUACAUCAUCUUUACCUUCCUCCUGGGCGCCAUCUGCACCCGAGAGGCCCUGCGCUACGACUUCCUCAUAGCCGAAAAGGUGUCCCUGGUGGGCUUCCUGUUCCUCUUGGGCUUGUACAUCUCCUCCCUGGCCUCCUGCAUGGGGGGACUCUACGGGGCUCCCCGGAUCCUGCAGUGCAUUGCCCAGGAGAAGGUGAUCCCUGCACUUGCCUGCCUGGGGAAAGGGAAAGGACCAAACAAAACCCCUGUAGCAGCCAUCUGCCUGACCAGCGUGGUGACCAUGGCUUUUGUUCUCGUGGGGCAAGUGAACAUCUUGGCGCCCAUCGUCACCAUCAGCUUCAUGCUGACCUAUGUCGCGGUGGACUACUCCUACUUCUCCUUGUCCAUGGUUCCCUGCGCCGUUCCCCAAGUGCCUGAACCAGUGCUGAGGGAGGACUCGCAAGCUGGCCAUUGCUCAGAGCACCUGCUCUUAGACAAGGCUCCUAGCUACGGCUCUGAGGGCACUGCCCAAAGCUUCUCUGAAGGUACUCUGCUGGAAUUCACCAAGGACAUGGAUCAGCUCCUCCAGCUCACCAGGAAGCUUGACAGUGGCCACCCAAGACCAGGAGAAGGUGACAGAAUCUCAGAGAAUCAGAAGAGAAAGUGCAGGAAGGCCACCAAGCAAGCCCUACAGGAUAGCUUCCUCUUGGACCUCAACUCCCCUAAUUCUUUGCCUUCUGAGGGGCCUGAGGUGUUGCCCACUGCCUCCUGGGAAGGGGAGGGCUACCAGGACAAGUGGACCUCCAGGAGUGAGGAUACUUGGCCUGAAGUGGCACACAGAGAACUUGUCCCCGAGCUCGGGGGCCACCACAGGGUGAGCGGAGAAGAUUUCUUCCUGAAGUCCAAACUCCAGGAACAAGAGAUUCAGAGAAGAUCAACUUCUUUCUACACCCACAUGUGUAACCCCUGGGUCUCCCUGCUAGGGGCGGCUGGGUCCCUUCUCAUCAUGCUUGUGACCCAGUGGAUUUACACCCUCGUUAGCAUGAGUGCAGCCGCUGUCUUGUAUUUCUACAUUGGCCGGGCCAGUCCGGGGCUCCACCUUGGAUCAGCCUCCAACUUCAGCUUUUUCCGAUGGAUGAGGUCUCUUCUGAUUCCCUCCUGCAGCCUGCAGUCCCCCCAGGAGCAGAUCAUUUUGGCGCCAUCCCUAGCGAGGGUUGACAUGGCAAUGACUCAGCUCACCCAAGAGAACGCGGACUUUGCCACUCGGGAUCGCUACCACCACUCCUCCCUUGUGAGUCGGGAACAGCUGAUGCCUCCAUACUAGAAGCUGGGCUGGGACUGUGCUUUCUAGGAGCUGCCCUGGGCAUGGUGGACCCACAUCUCAGAACCGCUGAGGAGCUGCUUCUCCCCAACAAGAAACUCCACAGUGUGGCCUCCUACAGCCACUUUUGUGAGUGCGUUCUGGCCUGAAGCACCUUGUGUAACCCAAGGGAGGGUUUGGAGUAGGGGUGGCCUCUGGAACAUGACACCCAACGUGCAGAGCUGCCCUGGAAUUCCAGGAUGAUCAACAGAAGUGGAAACUCACACUCAAUGGCUUGGUCUAAGCAUCACAAUAAAGCUUAUUUUUAAUUGUG
Cavia porcellus (domestic guinea pig) is the source of this 2691-nucleotide messenger RNA. It is a transcript of the gene Slc12a8, whose product is annotated as solute carrier family 12 member 8. The coding region runs from base 153 to 2381 and encodes 742 amino acids. Lineage: Eukaryota; Metazoa; Chordata; Mammalia; Rodentia; Caviidae. Gene Ontology annotation, biological process: potassium ion homeostasis; cell volume homeostasis; chloride transmembrane transport. The record is from RefSeq and is a predicted model, not a curated record. The transcript is spliced from 14 exons. Gene Ontology annotation, molecular function: potassium:chloride symporter activity. Gene Ontology annotation, cellular component: membrane.